Messenger RNA from Manis pentadactyla (Chinese pangolin), 2136 nucleotides. RefSeq names its product chromosome 9 C11orf24 homolog (gene C9H11orf24). Lineage: Eukaryota; Metazoa; Chordata; Mammalia; Pholidota; Manidae. The coding region runs from base 638 to 1834 and encodes 398 amino acids. The record is from RefSeq and is a predicted model, not a curated record. Gene Ontology annotation, cellular component: Golgi apparatus. The transcript is spliced from 5 exons.
CUCCUCCGGUGACGUCACUUCCGGGGCGGCCUGGGCGGGGCCGGCUAGGGCGGCUGCCCCGAGCAGUCCCGGCUGGCGCCCCCGCCGCUCGCAACCUGCCACGUCCCCAAGCAGAACCGCGGGCGCUUUCCCGCCGUCCGAGGGCCGCCGGGCCGCCGCAGGCCUGCCGCGCCCGGGUUCCCAUCUGCCAUGGAGACACAUCUUUGAACCACAGGGCGAUGUCUAUAUCUGCAAAAUGGCAAGCCUGUAUUCCUUGGGUUCUGCUGCCAAAGUUCAGCCAGAUGUGUAUAAUCAGAGUGGAACAUCUGCGUGUGUCCCACAUGUGCCACAGAGCAUGCCAUGGCUGGGAGUACUCUGCGAAGCUGCCCUUGCCUCCUGCAAAGCCAGACCUCACCCACCAGCACACAGUGCCAAGCCCACAACUCUCCAAGGAGGAAGGUGCCCCAGCCUGGGAGCAUGCCCUGAGCAGCUGACUCUGGUGAAUGUCCAGCGCUCAGCAGGUGGGCCACCUGCUUUGUGAAGAGACAGGCUCUGGAGAAGGUGCCCCGGCCAAGCAGCAGGAACUUGUUAGCAGCCUGAGAAGCAGUUGCUGGGAGCCUUGGGCAGUGCCCGGCCUUGUUCCCAGCUCACCUGCAAGAUGUGGACAGUUCUUGUGCUCAUCUGCAUUUCCUCCUUGUCCUUAUCUGAAAGCCUCCUCCAGGAUCCAGGGCCCUCAGUCCUCAAUGAGACAUCGCAUAGUUUUGCCAAUAAAAAUGCAUCUGUGAAACAAACGAUCAAAGUCUUUAAUGAAACGAAGAUGGCCAUGGUGACCACUUCUCCUGUCAUGGUGACCACAGGGAGUUUGACAGCCAACCCCAAAUCCCCCAUGGUCACAGAAGGGCACACACCCAGAACAGAUGACACCUCACCAGCUGGGGAAGGCACCCCGGACCAAGCGGCCUCCAGGGUGCCCACGCCGCCAGAGCCCACAGCCACAGGACAGACUCCGCCCUCCACUGCCGUGCUCAGCAUGGCCCAUGCCCAGGCUCCCAGCAGCAGCCCAUCGCCAAGGGUGGCCCCUCUGAUGACGCUGGCUACAAGUGCUCAGAUUGCCACCGCGGCCAUGGCAGGUGCAAGUGGCCAGACGGGGACACACAGUCCUUCUCAGCACAUGCCCGGUGACUCCACAGACAGCCCCAUGCGCCCCAAGAGUCCCCAUGCACUUACCAUGUCCACACAAGGCCCCACUGUCCAGGGGUCAACGGCUGGGCCUGUUGCUGGCACAACAAGUUGGCCAGCACCCACCCUCUCUAACACAACUACAGAGCCCACCACCACCCUCUCUGUGGCCUCUGUGUCCACGCCAGUGAUGAGCGCCACCAAGGCACAAGGCAGGGAGCCGGCUGCCAGCACAGCGCCUGCACCUGUACCUCACACCAGCCCAAACCCUGAGGUGGAUGCCAUGUCCCCCACGACACAGCCAGAUCCUGCCCCAUCUACCCAAGGGGCCGUGGGGCCAGGCACUCCCCAAGCCCCAGAGCAGGUGGAGCCUGAAGCCAGCCCAGGUACUGCUUCCACCAGGCCAACACCCGGGAGCUCAGGUGACUCUAAGAUGCCAGCCACAGACUUGUGCCCGCUCAGCACCCAAGGUCAGUACCUGGUGGUCACCACCGAGCCUCUUACCCAGUCUCUGGUGAGCAGAAGUUUCCUCCUGGCGGUGCUCUUACUCGGGGUGACACUUUUUGUCACAGUUUUGGUUUUGUUUGCCCUGCAAGCCUACGAGAGCUACAAGAAGAAGGACUACACACAGGUGGACUAUCUAAUCAAUGGGAUGUAUGCAGACUCAGAAAUGUGAGGGGGAGGCCUGCACAGCUCCAGCCCGGGAGGCUGGGCCCUUCCCUCCUUGCAUUUUGCCUCUGAGACCAAACCAAGUGCUUCCAAAUUCUUUUGGUGCAAUUUAGGAGAUAUGCCAGAUGCUUAAACACAACUAAUUGCUGUCGGAUUAAUUCCAUGAUCACUGAAGAGUUGCUGCUGCUCUCGUAUUAAUUUUUGUAAGUGAUCACAUGGAUGGGGCAGCCGGUGAUUCACCACCAACGGGCAGGUGGCCCUGGUGUGGAUCCUGACCAGAAUUAAAGCAAUGACUGCUUUCCACCCAGA